GCCGGUGUGUCGCUCCGGCAGCAUGGAGUAGAGCAGCAGGCACCUUCAAUGUUUUUCCUUUCUUUGCCAACUUCGUCAAUAAUGACACUGUUUGUCCAUUUUCUCAUAUAAUAACGUCAGAACAGGCAGACAGUAGUUGUCGCUCUCCAGCACACCUGGACAGACCAUGGAGCCUGUCAUGCAUCACGUUCGGCAGAGAGUUCUUCACCGCCUGCACAGAACCCGGAUUCUUCCAAAGAGGAACCAUUCAGGCUGUGCAGAGCAGGCAGCCGCCCCCCCCUCCACUCAGUCCAGACGAACCAAACCCCCACUCCUGGUGUCUCGACUCUACCAGCCUUCAAACCUGCGUGAUUUGGGACAGGACGGCCGGCUGCCAGGAGAGAUGACCUGUAAGAGCCAGAGGCUCAUGCAGCAGGCUGGCCUUAUUCACCCAUCCAACCCAGGCUGCUACUACUACCUUCCUGCCACCGUCCGCUCCAUGGAGAAGCUGGUGAGAGUGAUUGACCAGGAGAUGCAUGGCAUCGGUGGCCAGAAGCUGGACAUGCCCAGUUUGUGCUCCGCUGAUCUCUGGAAGACCAGUCAGCGCUGGGAUUUGAUGGGGAACGAGCUGUUCCGUCUCAAAGACCGACACGGUGCCGACUACUGUCUGGGCCCCACACAUGAGGAGGCGGUGACGACUCUCGUCGCUCACCAGGCGACUCUCUCUUACAGGCAGUUCCCUCUGCUUCUCUACCAAAUCACCCGCAAAUUCAGAGAUGAGCCGAAGCCGAGGUUCGGUCUUCUUCGAGGGAGGGAGUUUUACAUGAAGGACAUGUACUCGUUUGAUGUGAGUGAAGAAGCUGCUUAUGAGACGUAUGAAUCUGUGUGCCAAGCAUACGCCCGGCUCUUCACCAGGUUAGGGCUGCGGUGCAUUCAGGUGCAGGCAGACACGGGGAACAUCGGCGGGAAACUCUCCCAUGAGUUCCAGCUUCCAGCAGACAUCGGCGAGGACCGGCUUCUGGUCUGUGGGAACUGCUCCUUCUCUGCUAACAUAGAGACCCUCUCGUCAGACAAAAGAGACUGUCCGCAGUGCAAAACUGGCACACUGGUAGAGUCCAAGGGUAUAGAAGUAGGUCACACCUUCUACCUGGGUCAGAAGUACUCCCACAUAUUUAAAGCUACCUUCAGCAACAGCCAGAACAAGCCUGGUGUUGCUGAGAUGGGCUGCUUUGGUCUUGGGGUGACAAGAAUUCUUGCUGCAGCCAUCGAGGUGAUGUCAACAGAAGAGGGGAUCCGCUGGCCGGGUCUAAUCGCCCCUUACCAAGUCUGUGUUUUGCCCCCUAAGAAGGGUAGUAAGGAGGACGCAGGGGCAGUUUUAGCAGAAGAACUGAUUCAUACUUUGGGAGAGACUCUGCCUGGUUUGAGAGGUGAAGUUGUUCUGGAUGAUCGUACGCAGAUGACCAUUGGAAAGAGGCUGAAGGACGCCAACAGACUGGGUUACCCGUACGUUGUUGUAGUAGCACAGGGAGCUCUGGAGGAAACACCCCGGUUCGAGGUGAUCUGUCAGCAGACGGGCGAGACCAUGUUUCUCAGUAAGGAUGGACUGUUAGACCUACUGGGAAAAGUCGAAACUGUAUAAGCGACAACUCUGAAUGUGGAAAUAAAUGUUUGUAUGUGUUAGAGCUGUGUGUGAGGUGAUGGACCGAGAAUAUUACAUUCUUAUUCAUUUUGCAAAGUACACAGCCUGUAAUUCACACACGAGUUAAAACAGUGGCUUUAUGAUGGAUCUGGGAUUUUAAAAUGCUUUGGUUCCUACAAUGUAUUUAAUGUUCUGGUGCGAAUAAAGAUAUGAGCAUCAACUGAAA
Stegastes partitus (bicolor damselfish) is the source of this 1844-nucleotide messenger RNA. It is a transcript of the gene pars2, whose product is annotated as prolyl-tRNA synthetase 2, mitochondrial. The transcript is spliced from 4 exons. Gene Ontology annotation, cellular component: mitochondrion; cytoplasm. The record is from RefSeq and is a predicted model, not a curated record. Gene Ontology annotation, biological process: prolyl-tRNA aminoacylation. Bases 167 to 1618 code for a protein of 483 amino acids. Lineage: Eukaryota; Metazoa; Chordata; Actinopteri; Pomacentridae. Gene Ontology annotation, molecular function: proline-tRNA ligase activity; ATP binding.